AUGGAAUCCAAGAAGACAAAUAAAAGAGCAUUUAGUGCACCUGGGAAAGCACUCUUGGCAGGUGGUUAUUUGGUUUUAGACCCAAAAUAUAAGGCAUAUGUCGUGGCACUUUCUGCCCGGAUGCAUGCAGUUAUCCAAUCUCAUGAAAUACCAGGCACUAAAAACCCUCGAGUAACUGUAACAAGUCCCCAGUUUAAUAAUGAUCAAUGGGUGUAUGUCUUUGAUAAGAACAGUUGUGAAAUUAAGAAAGCCGACAAUACAUCUCGGAAUCCAUUCAUUGGCGCUGUGCUGGACAAUAUAUUUGCUUAUUUUGAAGGUACAAAUGAGUUUUCUUCCGAUGUAGAUAUCAAAAUUUUCUCUGAUCCUGAAUAUCAUUCAUCAGAAGGCAGUAUUGCCAAAAGUAAUGGUAGGAGAACAUUUAAUUUUUACAAAAGGUCAAUAAAUGAAAUUUCGAAGACUGGAUUGGGUUCUUCUGCGGGUCUCGUUACAGUCUUGACUGCGGCACUUUUCUCUUUGUUCAAUUCUUAUUUAGACGUGUCGAAUAAGCAGAUGUUGCAAACAAUUCACAAUAUUUCACAGAUCAGUCAUUGUCAGGCUCAAGGAAAAGUUGGAAGUGGGUUUGAUGUUGCAGCAGCUACUUUUGGAUCCAUUAUUUAUCAACGAUUUGAGCCCAAGCUAAUAUUGGAUCUCCCUAAGGAUACUUUUUCAAUGGAAUAUCGUAAUGCUUUGCGUAGACUUGUGAAUGAAACUGACUGGAAUUUUGCAGCGGAUAAUAUAAAAUUGCCCUCUGGACUACGACUUUACAUGGGUGAUGUGCGUGGCGGUUCUGAAACAGUGAAAUUGGUUGGGAAAGUUAAUGCUUGGUAUGAUUCUAACUUGCCCCGAAGUCUAAAUAUAUUUGAGAGGAUUAAUGAUGGGAAUAUGUCCUUUGUGUAUGCACUUAAUGAAUUAAAUAAGUUGAGUCAAAAGGAUCCGAAUAGGUAUGAAACAUUACAAAAAAAUAUAAAGGAUGGUAGUAUGGAACAGGAACCUAUACUUUUCAAAAUGAAGAAUGCAAUUAAACAAAUUCGCGAGAAUUUUGUAAUCAUUACUAAAGAAUCAGGCGCCGAUGUUUAUCCUGAAGCUCAAACUAGGUUAUUAGACGCUUGUGAAGCUUUACCAGGCGUUCUAAUGGCUUGUAUACCUGGUGCCGGGGGAUAUGAUGCAAUCUCUCUAUUGACGACUUCAGAUACAGAUCUUAAUAUUCUGACAAAGGGGCAUGCUGAGUUUGAGAAUGUAACAUGGUUAAACUUAAAGCAAGCCAAUUUGGGAUUGGAGGAAGAGAAUUCUACAGAUUAUGAAAAUUUAUAG
Messenger RNA from Naumovozyma castellii, 1350 nucleotides. It is a transcript of the gene ERG8, whose product is annotated as phosphomevalonate kinase. The record is from RefSeq and is a predicted model, not a curated record. The transcript has a single exon. Lineage: Eukaryota; Fungi; Ascomycota; Saccharomycetes; Saccharomycetales; Saccharomycetaceae. Bases 1 to 1350 code for a protein of 449 amino acids.